Molecule: messenger RNA, 661 nt
Organism: Neltuma alba
Lineage: Eukaryota; Viridiplantae; Streptophyta; Magnoliopsida; Fabales; Fabaceae
Product: ATP synthase subunit epsilon, mitochondrial
Exons: 2
Coding region: 60-272 (70 amino acids)
Biological process (GO): proton motive force-driven mitochondrial ATP synthesis
Cellular component (GO): mitochondrial inner membrane
Molecular function (GO): proton-transporting ATP synthase activity, rotational mechanism
Source: RefSeq, a predicted model, not a curated record
CCUUCUUGAGAGAGAGAGAGCGGAAGAGCCAGAGAGCGAAAGGGAAGCCGCAGAGAGAGAUGUCGUCGAGCGCAGCGGUGCCGUUCUGGAGAGCAGCUGGGAUGACCUACAUCACCUACUCCAACAUUUGCGCCAAUCUCGUCAGGAAUUGCCUCAAGGAACCCCACAGAUCUGAAGCCCUCUCUCGCGAGAAGGUCCAUUUCGUCUUCUCCAAGUGGGCCGAUGGCAAGCCUGAAAAGCCUACUGUUCGUUCAGACACACCAGAACAGUAACAGGGAGUUCUUGGAGUUGGAAGACUUGGCAGGCAAAUGUCUCUAAGAUCGUAAAGUUAAUCAAUAAAUAGAUGAGAGAAUUUGUCAUUGUUGAAGCUUCUGUUUCUCUGCACUUGUUUUUAGUGUCCAUGCCAUAUGGCCCUUGAUUUUGGAUUUGCAUGGUUGAACCUGUAAUAAAUUUAGUUGUGCAAUUUGCAACUGUCCAGGCCUUUCUAUUCCAAACAUUACAACGGGUUGUUGUGUAACUUAAAAAUCCAGUUGAGGGUGUACAAUUUGGAAAGCUGCCCACUAAUUCUCCCGAAGUAAUGCAUUGUUCCAUGAGGGGCUGAAUUUUGUAUGACUUGUAUAUGAUAUAACGCUAACUAUUUAUGUUAGUGUUGCUAAAAUUU